Molecule: messenger RNA, 2452 nt
Organism: Heteronotia binoei (common prickly gecko)
Lineage: Eukaryota; Metazoa; Chordata; Lepidosauria; Squamata; Gekkonidae
Gene: PDE4C
Product: phosphodiesterase 4C
Exons: 14
Coding region: 59-2074 (671 amino acids)
Biological process (GO): signal transduction
Cellular component (GO): nucleus; cytosol; perinuclear region of cytoplasm
Molecular function (GO): 3',5'-cyclic-AMP phosphodiesterase activity
Source: RefSeq, a predicted model, not a curated record
AUGGCUUUGGCAGGAACCGAAGUCCCCUGGACCCCCAGCCAACCCAGGCCUUGGGCUCAUGCUGCAGGGAGGCGCCCCCCACAACCAGCGCCGGGAGUCCUUCCUUUACCGCUCGGACAGCGACUAUGACCUCUCGCCCAAGACCAUGUCCCGCAAUUCUUCUGUUGCCAGCGACAUGCAUGGAGAAGACCUGAUUGUCACCCCGUUUGCUCAGGUCCUGGCCAGCCUACAGACGGUCCGCAGCAACUUUGCCCUUUUGACCCACCUGCAGGAGCGCAUCACUGGCAAACGAGCGUCCAGCAAUGCCAUCCCCCUGCCCACGUGCAAAAGCAGCCUCUCAGAGGAGGCCUCCCAGAAGUUGGCGAUGGAGACUCUGGAAGAGCUGGACUGGUGCUUGGACCAGCUGGAGACCCUGCAAACCAGGCACUCGGUGGGCGAGAUGGCCUCCAACAAGUUCAAGAGGAUGCUCAACCGGGAGUUGACACACCUGUCGGAAACGAGCCGUUCUGGGAAUCAGGUGUCCGAGUACAUCAGCAAUACUUUUCUGGACAAGCAGCAUGAGGUGGAGAUUCCCAGCCCGGUUUCCAGGGAGAAGGGCAAAGAGGAAGCCAAGCCCCCAAUGUCGCAGAUCAGCGGGGUGAAGAAACCGGUGCACAGGGCCAGUUUAUACUGCGCUGCCAUCCCACGCUUUGGGGUCAAGACGGACCAGGAGGGGCGCCUGGCCAAGGAACUAGAAGCGGUGAACAAGUGGGGUCUUGACGUGUUCAAGGUUUCCAAGUACUCCGGCCACCGGCCACUCACGGUUGUGAUGUACAGUAUCUUCCAGGAAAGGGACCUGCUGAAAACAUUCCACAUCCCCGCGGACACCUUCAUCACUUUCCUGAUGACCCUGGAGGACCACUACCAACUGGACGUGGCCUAUCACAACAACAUCCACGCUGCUGAUGUGGCCCAGUCCACCCACGUGUUGCUCUCCAUGCCAGCUUUGGAGGCUGUCUUCACUGAUCUGGAGAUCUUGGCGGCCAUCUUUGCAGCUGCCAUCCAUGAUGUGGACCACCCAGGCGUCUCUAACCAGUUUCUGAUCAACACCAACUCGGAACUGGCUCUGAUGUACAAUGACUCCUCAGUGCUAGAGAACCACCACUUGGCUGUGGGCUUCAAACUCCUGCAAGAGGAGAACUGCGAUAUCUUCCAGAACCUCUCGAAGAAAGAGCGGCAGAUGCUCCGGAAGAUGGCGAUCGACAUGGUCCUGGCAACAGACAUGUCCAAGCACAUGAACCUCCUAGCCGAUCUGAAGACUAUGGUGGAGACCAAGAAAGUGACCAGUCUAGGAGUCUUGCUUUUGGACAAUUACUCAGACCGCAUUCAGGUCCUGCAGAACAUAGUCCACUGUGCAGAUCUCAGCAACCCCACAAAGCCCCUGGAGCUGUACCGCCAGUGGACGGACCGCAUCAUGGUGGAGUUCUUCCACCAGGGAGACCGAGAGCGAGAGAAGGGCAUGGAGAUUAGCCCCAUGUGUGACAAGCACAAUGCCUCCAUUGAGAAGUCCCAGGUGGGAUUCAUCGACUACAUUGCACAUCCGCUUUGGGAAACCUGGGCCGACUUGGUGCAUCCAGACGCCCAGGAGAUUCUGGACACGCUGGAAGAUAACCGGGAGUGGUACCAGAGCAUGAUUCCCCGCAGCCCCUCACCACCCCCCGAUGUGCUGGGGACUGAGCAAGGCGGCGGAGGUCCCGACAAGUUCCACUUCGAGCUGACCCUGCAGGAGGAGGAAGGAGAGGAGUCGGACCCCGAGCAGGAGACGGAGAGCCCCCCGGAAGAGGAGGACAGCGAAUCCAAGAUCCUGGGCCCCACCGAAGGCUCUGAAUCGGCCAGCGAACAGCCGUCCUCCCCCAGGGACCCCCCGAGCAAGUACGAGGAGGCCUUGUUUGUGGACAACCAAAGGACACCCUCCAGAGGCAGGGAGGGCUUGACAGCAGCCCUCAGUGGACUCCCAAGGAGAGGGAGCGGAAAGGCAGUGGAGCCGUGCCUGGACGCGGAAGGGAACAUCACCUUUUUACCCCUUGGGACGUAGGGAGUGCAGACAUCCCUCUGGCUCCAUGCUGGUGGACCUCCAUUGCGAGGGAUUGGGACUGUGGAUCCCACUUCCUUCGACAAAAGGUGUUGACAGAAUGCCGAGUUUGAACGGUGGGAGAGCAGAGAAGGGGCCGUGGGCCAGGCUGUGCCCCCGCAUGCGACGUCUUCCUCCCAACGCUCGUGGCAACUGGCUUGGGCCAAAGCCCAGCUCAGCAGAGAGACUCUCUCUUCUUCCACCCUGUCCGCUUCACUGCAUUACCCCACCUGUUUUCGGAGUCUCCGGGGGACGAGAGCUCUCUGCCAUCUUUGCGGAGGGGUAGAUGUAGUUGCCUUGAGGUAGCAAAACCAGUGGCCCAACAAAAAGUUCAUUCUAGAA